GCUUUCCAGCAAAAGCUACCGCGGCCUGGGCUGCAGCGCUCAGACGAAUGCCAAGGCCACGCGGCAGGCGCGGGGACAGCCGCCGCCGCCGCAGUCGCCGUCCCACGCGGGCUCCGGGUAUCAGGGGUGCUGAUGAAGUGAUUGAGAAGAAACAGUGAACAACUUCUUUUGUACACAGGACACCAUGGAUCAGCCAUUUACUGUGAAUUCUCUGAAAAAGCUAGCUGCAAUGCCUGACCACACAGAUGUUUCUCUAAGCCCAGAAGAGCGGGUCCGUGCCCUGAGCAAGCUGGGCUGUAACAUCACCAUCAAUGAAGACAUCACUCCACGCCGCUACUUCCGAUCGGGGGUAGAGAUGGAGAGGAUGGCGUCUGUGUAUUUGGAAGAGGGGAACUUGGAAAACGCCUUUGUUCUUUAUAACAAAUUUAUAACCUUGUUUGUGGAAAAGCUCCCUAGCCAUCGAGAGUACCAGCAAUGUGCAGUACCCGAAAAGCAGGAUAUUAUGAAGAAACUGAAGGAGAUUGCAUUUCCAAGGACAGAUGAAUUGAAAAAGGACCUUUUAAAGAAAUACAACAUAGAAUACCAAGAAUAUUUGCAAAGCAAAAACAAAUAUAAAGCGGAAAUUCUCAAAAAUCUGGAACAUCAGAGAUUGAUAGAGGCAGAAAGGAAGCGGAUCGCUCAGAUGCGCCAACAACAGCUGGAAUCUGAGCAGUUUCUGUUUUUCGAAGAUCAACUCAAGAAGCAAGAAUUAGCCCGAGGUCAGAUGCGCAGUCAAGCGAGCCCGGCGCUGUCGGAGCAGAUCGAUGGGAGCGCUGUGUCCUGCUUCUCCACGCACCAGAACAAUUCCUUGCUGAAUGUAUUUGCCGACCAACCCAACAAAAGUGAUGCCACCAGUUAUGCUAGCCACUCUCCUCCCUUGAACAGGGCCUUACAGCCGGCUGCUACCCUCAGUGCGGUUCAGGAUUUAGUGGUGGAAGGACUGAGAUGUGUGGUUUUACCAAGAGAUCUUUGCCACCGAUUUCUGCUGCUGGCGGAGGCUAACACAGUGAGAGGGAUAGAGACCUGUGGAAUCCUCUGUGGGAAACUGACGCAUAAUGAGCUUACUAUUACCCACGUCAUCGUGCCAAAGCAGUCUGCGGGACCGGACUACUGCGACAUGGAGAAUGUAGAGGAAUUGUUCCGUGUGCAGGAUCAGCACGACCUUCUCACCUUAGGCUGGAUCCACACUCACCCCACGCAGACGGCAUUCUUAUCCAGUGUGGAUCUUCACACGCACUGUUCCUAUCAGCUCAUGUUGCCAGAGGCUAUCGCCAUUGUGUGUUCACCAAAGCAUAAAGACACUGGUAUCUUCAGACUCACCAAUGCCGGCAUGCUUGAGGUUUCUGCUUGUAAAAAGAAAGGCUUCCAUCCGCACACCAAGGAGCCCAGGCUGUUCAGUAUAUGCAAACAUGUGUUGAUAAAAGACAUAAAAAUAAUCGUGUUGGAUCUGAGGUGAUAUGUUCCGAAUAUAAGCUCCGUCAGCCCCGGACACCUACCUGCCCUUGGAUGUGUGGUUGCCUGAUUUUCUUAAGAUGUUUCCAGAAAUGACUGAUAUUUUAUAUUUAUACAUUUUAGAUCAGAAAGUUUGAUAUUUAUUGCUCUUGCUAUUUUAGACUUUUCUUUUUUGGUUGCUAUCUCAAGAGAGAUUAACGUGAUGUUAAAUCAGUACCUAUUAAUGUACCCAAAUAUUAUGACCCAAUAAUAAAUUGUGCUGCA
This is a messenger RNA of Tupaia belangeri chinensis (Chinese tree shrew), 1755 nucleotides long. It is a transcript of the gene STAMBPL1, whose product is annotated as STAM binding protein like 1. The record is from RefSeq and is a predicted model, not a curated record. The coding region runs from base 185 to 1495 and encodes 436 amino acids. The transcript has 11 exons. Gene Ontology annotation, molecular function: protein binding; metal-dependent deubiquitinase activity; K63-linked deubiquitinase activity. NCBI's taxonomy places the organism in Eukaryota, Metazoa, Chordata, Mammalia, Scandentia, Tupaiidae. Gene Ontology annotation, cellular component: endosome; membrane. Gene Ontology annotation, biological process: protein K63-linked deubiquitination.